CUGUUGAAAUCGAAUCGGUGGGCUAAAGGCCCAACCUUAUACCCCCGUCACAUAGAAGCGAUAUUCAUAGGAAACUUCUGAUUCUUCACGAGACUGUGUUUACGAGAAGAACUUGUUGACGAAAUCUUAUAUUGUAAUCGAUUAUGAAUCACGUUUGGUGAGAAAAUUCUGUGAAUUGGAUCUGCAUACAAGCAAAAUUGUGAAUUUAAAUAGGGAUUUCGAGAUCUGCCACCAACAACCACCACCAUGAGAGUGGCAGGGCAAUCACCACCACCACCUUCUCCGCGACAAUCAACACCGUCGUCUCCAUCCACAUUAACAGCAAAAGAUGCGGAAUCUCUCUUCCGUACCAAACCCAUAUCCGAAAUCCGAAAUGUAGAAGCUGCAACCAGAAAACAGAUCCAAGACAAGAGCGAAGAGCUCCGGCAGCUUGUCGGUAACCGUUACCGCGAUCUGAUCGAUUCCGCCGAUUCAAUCGUCAACAUGAAGUCAUCCUGCCACUCCAUCUCUGGCAAUAUAUCCGCUGUUCACGAUGGUAUCCUUCAUUCCCUUUCAUCUACCACGAUUAACCCUAAUUCUGCAUCUUCAAACCCUGCUAGGGCUCGUAUUUACGGCAUUGCGUGCCGUGUUAAGUAUAUAGUCGAUACACCUGAGAACAUAUGGGGAUGCCUCGACGAAUCGAUGUUUGUCGGUGCAGCUGCGCGAUACAUGCGCGCGAAAUUAGUUCACCAUGGUUUAACUAGCAACGAUGAUAACAAGAGCGUGUUAUUGAAAUUCCCUUUGUUACAACACCAAUGGCAGAUCGUGGAGAGUUUCAAAACACAAAUCUCACAGAGAAGUCGUGAGAGAUUGUUGCUAGAUCAAGCCGUAGGACUUGAGAUCUCUGCUUAUGCUGAUGCUCUUGCUGCUGUUUCAGUUAUCGAUGAACUCAAUCCGGCUCAGGUUUUUGAAAUUGUUGCUUGAUUCGAGAAAGUCUUGUGUUUCUCAGAAACUAGGUAGUUGUAAGGUGGCUAGUGAGGAUGUGAUCAUGGUGUUUUGUGAAGUAUUGAAGGUGAUCCAGGUUAGUGUAGCACAUGUAGGAGAGUUGUUCUUGCAGGUUUUAAGCGACAUGCCUUUGUUCUACAAGACAGUAUUGGGUUCACCCCCUGUUUCUCAGUUAUUUGGUGGGAUCCCAAAUCCAGAUGAAGAAGUAAGAUUAUGGAAAUCUUUUAGGGACAAAUUGGAAUCCAUAAUGGUAAUGCUGGAUCGUGAUUUCAUUUCCAAAGCUUGUUUGGACUUUUUAAGGAGUUGUGGGAAGGAGAUUGUCAACAAGGUCAAUGGGCGUUACCUAAUUGAUGCCAUUGAUAACGGGCAACAGCUUUCUGCAGCUGAGAAAUUGAUCAGAGAAACCAUGGAAGGGAAAGAUGUGUUGGCAGGGAGUUUGGAGUGGCUAAAAACCGUUUUUGGUUCAGAGAUUGAAAUGCCUUGGAGUAGAACCCGUGAGCUUGUUUUAGGGCAAUGAUGAUGAUCUUUGGGAUGAAAUCUUUGAAGAAGCUUUUGCAUCAAGAAUGAAAGCUAUAAUUCUCUCUGGAUUUGAUGAAAUGAAUAAGAUUGUUAAUGUCAAGGAGUCGAUUCUCACAAUCUCUGGUGACCAAGUUGACUUUCAAGCUUUCUUGAAUAGGUCUCCAUUAGGUGGUGGGGUUUGGUUUAUGGAGCCAACUAGCAAAAGAGGUGGUUUAGUUACAAGUCCUAAAGCAUCCAUGGUAGGUAAUGAUUAUCAAAACUGUCUAAAUGCUUACUUUGGUGAUGAAGUUGGGAGAAUCAGAAUGGCAGUUGAUAACCACUGCAAGAAUGUUCUUGAAGACCUUUUAAGCUUCUUGGAAUCUCCAAAAGCCUCUUUAAGGUUGAACAAACUAGCACCAUAUCUACAAAGCAAAUGUUUUGAAAGCAUUUCAGCCAUACUUACAGAGCUCAAGCAUGAAUUGGAGUACUUGUAUGCUACAUUGGGUAAUACUAAUUCAUCAUCAUCACCUCCAUCAUCAUCAUCAUCAUCUCCAUCUCCAGCUAUAAUUGUUGAAAGAUCACUAUUCAUUGGAAGACUCCUGUUUGCAUUCCAAAAGUACUCCAAAAACAUUCCUGUAAUCCUUGGUUCUCCUAGACAAUGGUUGAAUGAAAGUAGAGGAUCGGUAUCAGUAUCACCACUUUUGAGGUAUUCUAGUGGAAGAUUUGAUUCUUUCACUUCUGAAAACCAUGGAAAGAAAAUUCUCACCUCACCUAGAAGACAAUCUUCACUUACUGCUUCUGCAUUAUUUGGAGUUGAUGACACUUCAAGCCCACAGCUUUCUGAACUUAAAAAAACAAUACAAGAUCUUUGUAUCAAAGCUCAUAACCUGUGGAUAACUUGGGUUUCAGAUGAACUCUCUUCUCUCCUUUCUCAGAGCCUCAGAAAUGAUGAAUCUUUAUCUGCAACCACACCAUUGAGAGGGUGGGAGGACACAGUGGUUAAACAAGAGGAGUCUAGUGAACACCCAUCAGAGAUGAAGAUCUCACUUCCUUCAAUGCCUUCUUUAUACAUCACCUCAUAUUUGUUUCAAGCUUCUGAAGAAAUUCACCGAGUUGGAGGUCAUGUUCUUGAUAAACCAAUUCUACAAAACUUUGCUUCUAAAUUACUCGAAAAGGUGAUUGAUAUAUACACAAAUUUCCUCUCAAACAAUGAAUCUACUACAAAUACAACCCGUGUGUCUGAAAAAGGAGUACUCCAAAUCUUACUGGAUCUAAGAUUUACUGCUGACAUUCUAUCCGGAGGCGAUUUAACAGGAAAUGAAACCUUAAAAACAUCAAAAACAAAAACAGCAUACAGACGAAAACAAGAUGUUGUUCAACAAACAAAAACAGUUAUGAAAGAUCGCCUUGAUGAGUUGGCGAAUCGCCUCUCUCAGAAGCUAGACCCCAUAGACUGGCUCACGUAUGAGCCAUAUCUUAUGGAAAAUGAGAAGCAGUGUUACUUGAGACAUGCUGUUUUAUUUGGUUUCUUUGUGCAACUUAAUCGUAUGUACACAGACACCAUGCAAAAAUUGCCUACAAAUUCAGAAUCAAAUAUAAUGAGAUGCUCCACAAUUCCUCGUUUCAAAUAUCUUCCAAUCAGUGCUCCUGUGUUAUCUAAGGGGACAAGUAAGUCGCCUAUAUCAACAUCAUCUAUAGACAACAGUGUGACAUCAUCAAGUAAUUCAUGGAGAAAUUAUACACAAAAUGAGCAUAUGAAUAUGGAUCAUGACACUACAAGUUUAGGGGUUGCGACACCUUUCCUCAAGUCCUUCAUGCAGGUUGGCAGCAGAUUUGGGGAGAGUACAUUGAAACUAGGAUCGAUGCUGACAGAAGGACAAGUAGGGAGAUUUGGGGAUAUUUUACCUGCUCAAGCAGCUGGACUUCUUUCAUCAUUUACAGCUGGAAGAUCAGAUUAAAAUUUGGAUUUACUGAUCUUAUAUUUUCCAACAAUUAAACAAGUUCCAAAAACAUGGGAACUUAAGGUCUCACAUGAACUGCUGCUUCGAGGGGAUUUGUGAAGAGAAUAUUUUCAGGAGGGUUAAGUUUGUGUGUUUGUUGAUGUAAAAUUUUGGGAUAUGUGUGUGUAAACGAGGUGAAGACUGAACUUAUAAUUUCAUGUGUUUUAAAUUUUAUGAAGAAAAGCAAAUAGAAGAGAGAGGGAAGAGGGAAAGGGGGAGUUUGAAGAGGUUAAGUUUAGAAGAGUGUUUUGUGGACUACACAUAUUUGUAUACUGUUUUUAUAGCGACUUUAUUAUAUUUUCGUUGUUUCGAAACAUUUGGUAUUAUGUGUUUAUAAUUUGGAU
This is a messenger RNA of Lactuca virosa, 3826 nucleotides long. Lineage: Eukaryota; Viridiplantae; Streptophyta; Magnoliopsida; Asterales; Asteraceae. The record is from the annotation of a GenBank genome assembly.